AAUUUGAUUGAUAUGUACGUCGUGGUCGUGUGCGCUCUCGCUGCAAGAAAAAGUUCGAGGAAUUUCAAGUGCAUUAUUUUGUGGAAAAUUAGCAACUGUUUAUCAAUAUUCUUCGGGAAAAAGUUAUUUGGCGCAUUAGUUUACUACUGACGUGUAAAUUGUUGGUGAAAUAAGGUGAAAUUUUUCGACCGAAAGUCACGGAAAACGGAUUUACCAUUCGGUCACUGUUGGGUUGCAUCGACGAAGGUUGCCUUGGUGGUGCGCCUGAGAGGAAGAGAGAGAGCGAAGAAUCCAGUGUUUUAUAUAGGGGAGUGUGGACCUCGUAAUCCACCUAGACGUCAUCGACGAGCAAAUAAUCCACUCGUUUCGUCUAUUGUACAUGGGCAUCUGUAUAUUUUUUGAUUAGGCAACAAUAAAAAGUUGCAAUCGAACGAGGAGAGAGAUUGCAGAAGCAGCUCUGGGCUGGCUGGCAGCAAAACCGUUCGUUUGUUGUGCGAUUGGAAGGCAGCAGCAGCAGUAGCAGAAGGUAGCAACUAAAAGUGAACUCUGGCAGCUGAGAAAGUGUUGUAAUGUAUUCAGUGAAAUUUGUUUUUCUUCAUCACUGCCGCAAUCGUGGAAGCUCGUCUUAAGUGGCCGCAGCCGCAGCAGACGGUUACUUUGAGUUUGGAUUACUAUUGACUUUGCAAGAAGCCGUAGAUCACUUCCGGGAGCUGGGAAUUGCAGAAGGUCUUCGCGAAAGUAUGAUAGUACAGGAACCUGUACAGGCUGCCAUAUGGCACUGUCUGAACCAUUACGACUACCAGGAUGCGAUCUUUCUGGCGGAGAGACUGUGCGCUGAAGUGGAAUCGGAGGAGAGUUUAUUCCUGCUAGCGACCUGCUACUACCGGGCCGGACAAAAGCAUCAGGCUCACUGGCUGCUAUCGACGAAAAAUGUCCGCUCGACGCAGUGCCGUUACUUGCUGUCCAAGUGUGCCUUCGACCUGAAACAAUACUCGGAAGCGGAGCACACGCUGAUCAACGAUGACCACCUGCGGGCCCGACACAUGGACGAGGUGGCAAAGGAGUUCGGUGAAAUUGGCUGUUUCGCGCUGGACCUGCUGUCCAAGAUUUGCCAGAAGACUGAGCGAUCCGGGCUGGCCAACGACGCCAGCCGGAAGGCAGUGAAUCUGAAUCCAUUCUUGUGGCACUCGUUUGCCGACCUGUGCAAUCGAGGCGAGAAGCCCGAUCCGAAUGCGAUCUUCCAGGUCACCAGUACGGAUGUGUUUGCAACCACACAGGCCGUUCAUCCGGCUUUGAAUUCGUCGCUCAUAUGGUUCGGAAAUGCUGGGACGGGUGGAACUGGUGGUGGUGGAGGCGGAGGAGGAGGAGGAGGGUGUUUUAUCAAUGUGGACAGCGUUGAGCAGCAGCUGUUGAGUGGCGGGCAGUUUUCUUCCCCUGUGGAUCAGGUUUCGCAGUGUUUGAUACAGAGUUUAAUCACCACACCAAAUAACCCUCCGCAGCUGCAGCAGCCCCAGCUGCCUCAGCAGGGACUAAACAACAGCAGCAUAAUCGCUAGUAUGAGAAUGGGUGGUGGUAAUCUCAAUGCGGACGAGCAGACACCGGAUGUCGCAACACCUUUCCGGAGGCAACAGUUUAAAUAUCUAGCAUCGUUAAGUCCGACGACUCCAAGCUUCGGAGUGCUGCCCAUUGUUAGCAGUCCGAUUUUUAACGAUCAGUCAGCGCUGAUUAUGACUCCUUCGCCUCAGCAGCUUUCCUCGGCGACCGGAUUUCAGCAAUUGCAAGGUUCACAACAACAGCAGCAGCAACAACAACCGGGCCAGCAACAAACUGGCCAACAACAGCAGCAGCAGCAGAUCAUUUCUGAUUGUGAUCAGCAAAAGAUAGCGCUGCUCAGUAGUAACAAAAAAAUGCGCGGACAUCACAACAUUGGCACGAUGGGAAACAUCAUCAACCGGAAGAAUGACCCCACGGCGACGACCAUGCUGCUGCAGCAACAGAGUACAAACACGAAACCGGCAGUGUUUAGCCAAACUGGAAACCAAUUGACGACGCCGAGGACUCCCAACACGACCGGCGGUGCCUUGCAGGCACAAAACGUGCGUCGUAGCUCGCGACUUUUCAGCAACAACAAUUACUCGGUCAAGGAGAACACGAAGACUCCACAGUUGAACAACAAAUUCGUGGCACCGCGGUCACCGCCUCGCAAAUCCAAGCAGCGAAUCUCGAAGAACUUGAACAGUGCUGUCAGCAUGCUGGAAAACGUGGAACGAAAGUCCUCGGCCGGUGGCGACGGGAAGGAAAAAAUCGAGACGAUCACUUCCAGUGAAACGCUAAGCGAAAAGGUUUUCAUCAACAACAGCAUCAACAGCGCCCAGAAGAUGGCCCAGCAGGUGCAGGCAAUGAAGAAGCAAAGUGCCGACGGGUUGAUGCUGCUGCUGAGAGAACUUGGCCACGGUUAUCUGCGGUUGCAGAGUUACGAUUGCGAGAAAGCGAUUGAACAUUUCAGCAAUGUUCCUCCGCAUCACUAUCGGAGCAGUUGGGUGCAAAGUAUGCUGGCCUUGUCCCAUCACGAGAUGCGAGAGUACGAUGCGGCGGUUAAUAUUUUCCGCGAAAUACACGACCGGGAACCGCACCGGCUGCAGUACAUGGAGAUCUACAGUACGGAUCUGUGGCACCUGCAGAAGGACGUCGUCCUGUCCGCGCUGGCACAGGAUCUGAUGGCGCAAGACAAGAGCUCGCCGAUAACGUGGUGCGUGGCCGGAAAUUGUUUCUCCGCGCACAAGGAACACGAAACGGCGAUUAAAUUUUUCUUCCGUGCAAUACAGGUGGAUGAGGACUUCCCGUACAGCUACACCCUGUUGGGCCAUGAACUGGUAAUGACGGAGGAGCUCGAGAAGGCUCUCUCCAUGUAUCGGUAUGCGGUUUUGCGUGAUUCGCGACACUAUAACGCUUGGUUCGGCAUCGGAACCAUCUUCAGCAAGCAAGAACGGUACGAGCUGGCGGAGCUGCACUACCGCAAAGCGCUGGCAAUCAAUCCGAAGAAUUCGGUAAUCAUGGUACACAUUGGAGCGAUGCAAUUCUUCCUCAGGAAAUCGGACCAAGCGCUACGGACGUUGAACGCAGCGAUUGCGUUGGAUCCGAAGAAUCCGUUGUGCAAAUUUCAUCGUGGUUCGAUGUACUUUACGAUGGGUCGAUAUCAGGAAGCACUGAAGGAGCUGGAGGAACUGAAACAGAUCGUGCCAAAGGAAGCCGUAGUGUAUUACGUAAUGGGUAAAAUCUAUAAAAAACUAGGCAACGUAGAUCUAGCUCUGAUGCACCUUAGCUGGGCGACGGAUUUGGGUUCGAAGGGGGCGAACAACCAGAUAAAGGAUAAUUUCGAUUCCAUCAUGCGGACACAGGACGGUGCAGGGGGGUCCAGUGGAGCAGGGUCAGAGACGGGGGCAGCCGGUACGAGUGGCGAAGCAAACGACGGAACGGGGGUCAGUGGUAGCGGCGCCGGAGGAUUCAGUAGCAUAAACAAUGAAGCCGAAAUAGGCAGCAGCAGUAUAGAUCCGGACUUCUUGGUCGGCGGGGAGCAGGCCUCUAGCGACGACUCAACCGCGAAUGUGCGAAAUGAAUCAAUUGACGUCAUCAGCAGUAAUCUGUACGAUAGUGAUAGUUACUAGAGCAAAUUAGUUUCCUUCUUUCUAGGAUUUUUUUUUCAAAUUCGGUAAAACCCUGUGUAUAAACCGCCUUUCCCAAUGCUUCUUUGCUAUUUCUAGCUUCCGUUCUGCUUCUUGGUUUAAGAGAUUGUUGUUUAAAGAUAACUCCUAUAGCUUAAAAUGAUUCAAUCCUUAUGUCCCCUGGUUUCCUGCUCUGUUACAAAACAACCGCAAAUAGUCGAAUUGUUCUUCUGUUUAACCGCACUAUGCGAAGCAUUAUUACUCUCAUCCCAGCAACUUUGCUGACGAUCUCCCCCCACCCCGGGGGGAAAGCAAAGCUUCACGUCAACCGGGUGGCAGCACUGUGGACAUUUUAUAGUAAAAAAUAAUGGUUACAUUCUGAGUCAAAUGAAACAAUAAGAAAACACAUGCCGGAGUCAAAGCCAUUGUGAAUAAAGGAAACAAAAAACAAAACAAGCGAAAUUACACCCAUUACUGCGAGUACGCGAAAAUA
Molecule: messenger RNA, 4155 nt
Organism: Sabethes cyaneus
Lineage: Eukaryota; Metazoa; Arthropoda; Insecta; Diptera; Culicidae
Gene: Cdc27
Product: cell division cycle protein 27 homolog
Exons: 6
Coding region: 741-3665 (974 amino acids)
Biological process (GO): cell division
Molecular function (GO): protein binding
Source: RefSeq, a predicted model, not a curated record